UAUUUUUCCAAUUUGGAGGAACGGAAGAGAGAGAAGAGAGGAGGUUGGAAUUAGGGUUUUUGAAGAAGCAGCAGCAGCAAUGGAAGGAAUCACAGAGGGAGUGAAUAACAUGAGCGUUUCUGAGAUUCAAAACCAAAAGAAGAAUCGAAUUCAAGUCUCCAACACCAAAAGAUCCCUUUUCUUCUAUGUUAACCUCGCCAAGAGGUAUAUGCAGCAGUACAAUGAAGUGGAACUCUCUGCUCUUGGAAUGGCUAUUUCAACAGUGGUGACUGUUGCUGAAAUUCUAAAAAAUAAUGGAUUUGCUGUUGAGAAGAAGAUCAGGACACUUACUGUGGACAUGAGGGAUGAGCCAGGAGCACGGCCAAUACCGAAAGCAAAGAUUGAAGUAGUGAUGGGAAAGACAGAGAAGUUUGAUGAGUUGAUGGCUGCUGAAGCAGAGCAAAACGGCGACAACGAGGAGUAAAGCUGAAGCCCUCGGUUCUUUCGUAAUGGUUUUAGUAAUCCACGUAACUGCAUUCUUGAAUUCAGAAGAGAUAAGAAGGUUAACUGUUCUUGGUACUUUUGGUCUAUGAUUGGAUCUGUUGAGUUUAGUAGUUUACCCUCUACCGCAUUCAUAAUUUGUAAAAAGAAAAAAAUUGAAUUUCAUUAAAUCGUGGAUGUGUUAGCAAGCUGUGGCAUUACAUUUAGUAGCGCAAAUUUAACAGAAUAUCAAGCAAUUGAUAAGAUUUAUCCA
Messenger RNA from Nicotiana tabacum (common tobacco), 733 nucleotides. RefSeq lists its product as uncharacterized. Gene Ontology annotation, molecular function: RNA binding. NCBI's taxonomy places the organism in Eukaryota, Viridiplantae, Streptophyta, Magnoliopsida, Solanales, Solanaceae. The record is from RefSeq and is a predicted model, not a curated record. Gene Ontology annotation, cellular component: nucleus.